Messenger RNA from Metschnikowia bicuspidata var. bicuspidata NRRL YB-4993, 462 nucleotides. RefSeq lists its product as uncharacterized. Bases 1 to 462 code for a protein of 153 amino acids. NCBI's taxonomy places the organism in Eukaryota, Fungi, Ascomycota, Pichiomycetes, Serinales, Metschnikowiaceae. The transcript has a single exon. The record is from RefSeq and is a predicted model, not a curated record. Gene Ontology annotation, molecular function: protein binding.
AUGCCGCCAAGAGUUCAGAAUAAAGAUUCAACAUCCGAGUCAGAAUCCAAAGCAACUUUGACCUCAAGGGCCGCAAACAAGGCAAGAAACGCGGUGGCAGCAGCAGCUCAAUUAGAACUAUUGUCGAAGCAUAUACACUCUAAUGGCCCGAAAGACAAGCCAUCGAUACACCCGCUGGAUUUUCAAAGUUUCAGUGAGGAGACACUCAACAACUAUCUGAGAAAAUAUAGCCUUAAUUACCCUGAUGUGCGCUCACUAAAUGAGAAUAUUCUCAAUUCUGAAAUAGGCAAGAAAACGUAUAGCUAUAAAAGAGCCACACAUGGGAACAAAAUUUCUAAACCAGAACUUGCCAGCAAUCUCCAGAAACAUUUUACACUGAUGAACAUAAGGGAAAAUGAAGUGAUUACAAACUUUUUGUAUCGCGUGAAGAACCAGGAUAAGGAGUUCAAGCUCACAUUUUAA